This is a messenger RNA of Brassicogethes aeneus, 748 nucleotides long. NCBI's taxonomy places the organism in Eukaryota, Metazoa, Arthropoda, Insecta, Coleoptera, Nitidulidae. The record is from the annotation of a GenBank genome assembly.
GAUUAUUUCCAUGCUGCGUACACAUUUGCACAACAAUUAACCACCGCUUUAUCAAAAUUGACCUUUUGCCAACUUAAAGUAAAUAUACAAUGCCCAACAUCAGUGCGAUUGUAGAUGUCUCAAUUAGAUCAGUUUUCGAGCUCAUGUUACACGAUUUAAAACGUAAUUUUCUGUGAUAACGAACGGACGUUUUUAGAAAAAUUAUCCACGUGAAAUGGCUCUACCCAGGUUGUUCGUUCGCGCCAGGAGUUUGGCUCAGAAAACGACAGUUUUUAACAACAAUUAUAAUAGGUUAAUUCAUACGUCAAAUACGUCACUUGCAGAACGUCUUUUCACACAAAAACACGAAUGGGUGACAGUUGAUGGAAAUAUUGGAACUGUUGGUAUCUCAAAAUACGCUCAGGAAGCGCUAGGUGACGUUGUAUACGCCCAAUUACCAGAAGUAGGAACAGAUUUAAAGCAAGGAGAUGAAUGUGGUGCCCUUGAAAGCGUUAAAGCAGCCAGUGAAGUGUACAGCCCUGUCUCAGGAAAAGUGACAGAAAAAAACUCAGCUGUUGAGGACACCCCUGGGCUUAUUAACACAUCUUGCUACGAUAACGGAUGGCUGUAUAAGCUCGAAUUAAGCAAUGCAAGUGAGCUAAAAGAAUUAUUAAACGAAGCUAAAUACACAGAGUUCCUAAAGACUCAAGAAGAGCAUUGAAAAGUUACAGUAUAAUAUUUAUAUUAAAUAAAUAAAGUUAUUUGUUUG